GGAACAUGAUGUUCCGAAUUUUCGGUGUGGCUUCGGUUUAUCCGUCACUACUAUUAGUACCGUGUUAAUCACAAGUCUCUGCUUCAGAAUUCUCAUUUCUGUGAAGCUUUCCUUUUCUGCUUUACUCUUCCUCUUUAGAUCCCCUUUCUCACGAUCAAUUGUCUCCUCCAUUUGCUAUUCGAUCCGCGAUCUUCAUCUCAAAUUCAAGCUUCAUUGUUCCUGCCGUAGAAUUGGGGAUUCGGAAUACAACUAAAUCAAAAGUCUGUGCUACCAAUGGCUACCAGCAGGAAAGCCGAUGAAGCAGAGGAUUCAUUGGACUCGUCCUCCUCAAAUCAUUGGAUUUAUGAAGUUUUCUUGAGCUUCAGGGGUGAAGACACGCGCAACAACUUCACGGGCCAUCUCUACCUGGCCUUAAAGGAGGCUGGAAUCAAUGCUUUCAUCGACGACAACCAACUUAGAAGAGGGGAAAACAUAACUGAUGAAUUGGUGCGGGCAAUUCAAGGGUCCAAGAUCUCUGUCAUCGUCUUUUCAAGGAAGUAUGCGAAUUCCACUUGGUGUCUUGAGGAGCUAGUGAAGAUCAUGGAGUGUAGAAGAACACUGGGGCAACUUGUCUUUCGAGUAUUCUAUGAUGUUGAUCCUUCAGAUGUCCGGAAACAGAGUGGUAGUUUUGCAGAUGCAUUUGAUCAGAAACAUGGAGACAAAGAUGAAGAUAAGGUCAACAGGUGGAGAACUGCUCUUACUGAAGCUGCACAUUUGUCUGGCUGGGAUCUUAGAACCAAAGCUGAUGGGCAUGAAGGGAACUUUAUACGGAUGAUUAUUCAGGAGAUCUCUAAAUUUCUUAAUAAUACAGACUUAAAGGUAGCGGAAAAUGAAACUGGAAUAGACUCUCGUAUACAAGAUAUUGUUUCUCUUUUAGGUAUUGGAACAGCACAUGAUGUACGCAUUGUUGGAAUUUGUGGUAUGGGGGGGAUCGGAAAAACAACACUUGCCAAGGCUCUUUACAACAGAUUUCGACAAAGCUUUGAAGCUUCAAGUUUCCUUCCUGAUGUCAGGGAAACUAUGCAGAACAAUGGUAUGGUUAGUUUGCAAGAAAGCCUUCUUUCUGAUAUCUCUAAAACAAGCAUGACAGAGGUAGGUCAUGUUGACAGAGGGAUCAAUGUGAUAAGAAAUAGACUCGGAUGCAGAAGGGUAUUUGUCGUAAUUGAUGAUGUCGACCAAGUGGAGCAAUUAAAGGCAUUAGCAAUAGACCGUGACUCGUUUGUUCUGGGAAGCAGAGUGCUUAUAACAACAAGAGAUGAACAUUUGCUAAAGCAACUUCAAGUGGAUUCUAUAUAUCAAGUUCGGUUGAUAGAUGAAGAAGAAUCUAUCAAACUCUUUAGUUUGCAUGCCUUUAAAACUUAUUGCUCCCCUAAUGAAGAAUAUCUUAAACUCUCAAGAAGGGUUGUUGAUUGUUGUGGAGGUUUGCCACUAGCUCUUAAAGUUCUAGGAUCUUUUCUAGUUGAAAGAGGCACAAAAUUUUGGGAAAGUGAAAUCAAGAAAUUGCAAACAAUUCCUCUGCUCAAAGUUCAAGAAAAGCUCAAGAUUAGUUUUGAUGGGCUAAAUGAUGAUACAGAGAGGGACAUAUUCCUUGAUAUAUCAUGUUUCCAUAUCGGGAAGAAGAUGGACCAUGUCAAACAAGUAUUGGAUAGUUGUGACCUUUUUCCACAUUCAGGAAUUGAGGUCCUCAUUCAACGUUGCCUCAUAACUGUUAAUAAGAAAAACGAGCUGAUGAUGCAUGAUUUGCUUCGCGACAUGGGUAGCAAUUGUCCGUGCAAAAUGCCGUGACAACCCUGGAAAAUGGAGUAGAGUGUGGCGCUCGGAAGAUGCAGUAAAGGUAUUGACGGACGAAUCUGGAUCUGAUGAAAUUCAAGGACUCACUCUAGACAUGCGGUGCUUAGAAUUCGGGAAAAAGGCUAAAUUUAGGACAGAAGCAUUUGCAAAAAUGAAGAGACUGAGAUUUCUCGAACUCAGUCAUGUAAAGCUCACUGGAGGCUACAAAUAUCUCCCCAACGAGUUAAGAUGGCUCCACUGGACUGGAUUCCCUCUAAGGUCCAUACCAAAAGAUUUUAGUCUAGGAGAAGUAGUUGCUAUCUACCUCCCAUAUAGCAAUCUCAGAUACGUUUGGGAAGAUUCUGGGGUCCUUGCGAAAUUGAAGAUUCUUGAUCUCAGUAAUUCCUAUUCCUUAAAAAAAUCACCAGACUUUUCAACUAUUCCAAAUCUCGAGGAGUUGGUCCUCAAAAACUGUUGGGAAUUGGCAGAGGUUCACCAGUCCAUUGGUGGACUCAAAAGGAUUUCUUUGGUUAAUCUUAUGGACUGCAAAAUUCUUGAGGAGCUUCCAAGGAGUUUCUAUAAGUUAAAAUCUAUAGUAACUCUUGUUCUUGAUGGCUGUGAAAGAUUUGAGAAAUUGGAUCAGAAAAUAGGGGACAUGACAUCGUUGUCUACUCUGAGUGCAAAUGGCACAGCCAUAACAGAACUGCCGUCUUCCAUUGUGAGAUUAAAGAACCUGAGAUAUUUUUCUCUACUAUAUUGGGAUCCUACACGUAAUUUCCCUAAUCCUACACGUACUCCCUCUUUAUCACGUCCCUUUUAUUUGAUCUAUUAUUGGGCUUCAAUAUACCUAAUUUUCUUGAGGAUCCUGGAAGUCGAUCUUCCUUGAAAAGGAUGGAUAUAAAAAGCCUGCCAAGCCUCACAGGCCUCUCCCAGCUUGAAGACCUAUGCUUGGUUGAUUGCAAUCUUACCGAUGAAUUGAUAAAGGGUAUGGAUCUUGGGAGUCUUUCCUCUUUGAAGUCGUUACAUCUAGAUGAUAACAGUUUCAGUAGCCUUCCAAGCCUCUGCAGCCUUUCUAAGCUUGUCGAUCUAGAUUUGAGUAGUUGUACAAACCUUGUUGCAAUCCCAGAUUUACCAACGAGUCUGACGAACAUCUGCGCCUCAUACUGCACUGCAUUGGAAAUAAUGCCCGACUUUUCAGAUAUGUCCAAUAUGAGACGGAUGUUUCUAAACAGAUGUGCCAAACUCGUUGAGGUUCCAGGCUUGGAUGAAUCUUUGAAAAGCUCCAUGAGGCUGCUUGUAAUGGAAGGGUGCAUCAAUAUCACUGCUACUUUCAAGGAGAAAAUUCUACAGGUCUCUCUCUCUCUCCCUCUCCCUCCUUCCCUCUAAAUCUUCUUGCUUCUUGUCAUGGUAUAGGGAUGGAAUUUCAUAGGACCUGUUGACAUCGUAUUUCUGGGACCUGGUCCGAGUGACAUCAUAAUUCUGGAACCUGGUGGCAUAUUUCUCCCUCCGAGUGACAUUCCUGAGUGGUUCCCGUGGGUCAAUGAGGGUGGUAGAAUAAAUUUUCAAGUGCCUGAAAUUAGGGGGAGUAAUGUAAUAGCCAUCGCUCUGUGCUUCACUUAUUUGAAAAAUGAUAAUCGUGAGCCAGAAUUUCCAUCUAGUGGCGUUUUGGUUACAAACCAUACCAAGCUCGCUACAUUUUACAUUGCAGUGGAAUCAGGCCCUGGAAGCGGUCCCCAUAAUUUUGAGUAUCUUUGGCUGGGACAUUUACCCAGCUAUAAGUUCAAUUUGGAAGGAGGCGACUUUGUUGAAGUUUUGAUAAGAACCGCACGUCCAUUUUUCAGAGUGAAAAAAUCAGGGAUCAGUCUAGUAUGGGACACCAAGCAGCCAGAGUUCAGGGUUGAUACUGACUGGGUAGAUAGGAUGUGUUUUUCUCGUCCAUAUACUGGAGGCAAUAAUAAUAUGGAAUAGACCCCUUGCUGGUUAUGUCGAUGAUGUAGUCACCUGAUGAGGAGUUGAGGAUCGACCUCCGACAGAGAUUGAGGCACGAGGAAGCCAUUUUGAGGUCUUGGAUCAUGGUUCUUGUAGGUAUUUGUGGAGCAGUUUGGGCAACUACCUCACCCCAUUGACUAUGCCAUUCAGCGAUCAUGACGUUGGUCAUUACUCAUUAGUUUGUGUACAUGGUAGGAGUGCAACUGAACAUUGUAGGCACACAUUAAUAGAUUCUACAGUGUUUACUGAUUAGCCCUUAUCAAUUUGUCUUGGUUAUAUUGCAGGAAGUCAUUUCUUUCGAUA
Molecule: messenger RNA, 4101 nt
Organism: Rosa rugosa (rugosa rose)
Lineage: Eukaryota; Viridiplantae; Streptophyta; Magnoliopsida; Rosales; Rosaceae
Product: disease resistance protein RUN1-like
Exons: 5
Coding region: 274-1824 (516 amino acids)
Biological process (GO): signal transduction; defense response
Molecular function (GO): ADP binding
Source: RefSeq, a predicted model, not a curated record